AUGUACUCCGCAGGCUUGGAGAUCCUCGGGAUGAUCCUGGCCGUGGCCGGCUGGCUGGGGGUGAUGGUGGCCUGCGGCCUGCCCAUGUGGCGGGUGGCUGCCUACAUCGGUCAGAACAUCGUCAUCUCCCAGGUGAUCUGGGAAGGCUUGUGGAUGAACUGCUCAGUGCAGAGCACGGGCCAGAUGCACUGCAGGGUGCACGACUCCAUGCUGGGGCUGCCGGUGGACCUGCAAGCAGCUCGCGCUCUGGUCAUCGUCUCCAUGGUGCUGUGCAUCGUGGGCAUCGGACUGUCGGUGGCCGGCGGCAAGUGCACCAACUGCAGCCGCGACGUGAGCAGCAAGCCGCGGCUUGUGGUGACCGCUGGAGUGACCUUCGUGGUGGCCGGACUGCUGCUGCUGGUGGCCGUGUCCUGGACGGCGCACGCCAUCGUCCUGGGCUUCUACGACCCGCUGCUGCAGGAGACGGGGAAGAGGGAGUUUGGGAACGCUCUGUACUUUGGAUGGGCUUCCUCCUGCCUCCUCAUACUCGGGGGAGCCCUGCUCUGUUGCUCCUGCCCACCCACGCCGGCCACGGCACCGAGCGGUGGCGGCUCCAGGCCCCCCCGGGCGGACUACUCUGCGGUCAAGAUCAUGUCAGUGAACGGAUACCCCAGAAGAGACUAUGUAUGA
Molecule: messenger RNA, 669 nt
Organism: Anarrhichthys ocellatus (wolf-eel)
Lineage: Eukaryota; Metazoa; Chordata; Actinopteri; Perciformes; Anarhichadidae
Product: claudin-4
Exons: 1
Coding region: 1-669 (222 amino acids)
Cellular component (GO): membrane; bicellular tight junction
Molecular function (GO): structural molecule activity
Source: RefSeq, a predicted model, not a curated record